Oryctolagus cuniculus (rabbit) is the source of this 4996-nucleotide messenger RNA. RefSeq names its product glucocorticoid modulatory element binding protein 1 (gene GMEB1). Gene Ontology annotation, biological process: regulation of transcription by RNA polymerase II. NCBI's taxonomy places the organism in Eukaryota, Metazoa, Chordata, Mammalia, Lagomorpha, Leporidae. Gene Ontology annotation, molecular function: RNA polymerase II cis-regulatory region sequence-specific DNA binding. Gene Ontology annotation, cellular component: nucleus. The record is from RefSeq and is a predicted model, not a curated record.
GCAGCUGGCACACCGCACUGAUCCGAAGCCAGGAGCCAGGUGCUUCUCCUGGUCUCCCAUGUGGGUGCAGGGCCCAAGGACCUGUGCCAUCCUCCACUGCACUCCCGGGCCACAGCAGAGAGCUGGACUGGAAGAGGGGCAACCAGGACAGAAUCCGGCGCCCCAACCGAGACUAGAACCCGGGGUGCCGGCACCACAGGCGGAGGAUUAGCCGCGGUGCUGGCCCAUAAUUGAUCUUAAAGAUAGGAUUAAGUGUUUAAGGGAUCACAUAAAUAAGACCAGUGUCUGUUAAUAAUAAUUUAUACAAUUAAAAAGGAGAGAAUUACCAAACAUGGAAAGCGCGAUACACAGCAGACUCAUAGAAUGGCAAAUGCCCUAAUCAGCAUUCUGGCCUCAGAAUCAGCCCUUAAGGCAUUUGGAUCUGGCUAAAAAGCCCAUGAGAGUUUCUCAGGCAGGGAAAGCCAAGACACUGUGGCAGAAAAUGACCUAAAUGAAAGAUCUCUGUGAGUGAGAUCCCAGAGGAAAGAAUGGGCCAUCAAAGAAGGAGGUACCAAUCUCUGAAGGGAGGAGAGAACUUCCACUUUGAUUAUGGCCUUGUCUAAAUAAGGUCGGAGUUUGUGAACUCAAGAGGCUUCCAUAGCCUUGGCAGCUCAUACCAAGAGCCUUGGGUGACUACUGACGAUAAAUAAGAGUGUCAAUUGUUAAAUCAACAACAGGAGUCACUGUGCACUUACUCCCCAUGUAGGACCUUUGUCCUUAAUGUGUUGUACUAUGCAAAUUAACGGUAAAACUAGUCUUCAAACAGUACUUUAUACUUUGUGUGCUGUGUGGGUGUAAACUGUUGAAAUCUUUACUUAGUAUAUACUAAGUUGAUCUUCUGUAUAUGAAGAUAAUUAAAAAUGAAUCUUAAUGAAGAAUAGGAUGGGAGAGGGAGUAGGAGAUGGGAUGGUUUGUGGGUGGUAGGGUAGUUAUGGGGGGAAAAACCGCUAUACUCCAAAAGUUGUACUUUCAAAAUUUAUUAAAUAAAAGUUUUCUAAAAAAAAAAAAAAGAUUGGGACAUUGGGGACCAGUGAUAUAGUGCAGUAAAUUAAGCUGCCACCUGGAAUGUUGGCAUCCCAUGUUGGAGUGCUGGUUCAAGUCCUGGCUGCGUUGCUUCUGAUUCAGCUCUCUGCUAAUGCUGCUGGGAAGGCAGUGGAAGAUGGACCAAUUACUUGGACCCCUGCCACCCACAUAUGAGACCUGGGUAGAGUACCAAGCUCCUGGCUUCCCUCUGGCCCAGCCUCAGCUUUUGCAGCCAUCUGGGGUGUGAACCACUGGGUGGAAGAUCUCUUUUUCUCUUUGUUUCUCCCUCUCUCUUUGUAAUUCUGCCUUUCAAAUAAGUAAAAUAAAUAUAUAUUUUUUAAAUAUUGGGACAAUACUUUUGAGUUACUUUUUUUUUUUUUUUCUUGUUUAUUUGAAAGGCAGAGAGAGAGAAGAGAGGGAGAGAUCUUCUAUCUGCUGGUUCACUCUCAAAUGCUCCAACAGCCAGGAGUAGGCCAGGCUGAAGCCAGUGGCCAGGAACUCCAUUCGGGUCUCCCAUGUGGGUGGCAGGAACCCAAGUACUUGGACCAUCAUUUGCUGCCUCUCAGCAGCCCCAGCUGUUUGACUUCAUGUGAAAGAUGGCUAAUGCAGAAGUGAGCGUCCCAGUGGGGGAUGUGGUUGUGGUACCCACAGAAGGAAAUGAAGGGGAGAACCCUGAAGACACUAAAACCCAAGUGAUCUUGCAGUUGCAGCCUGUUCAACAAGGUUUGUUUAUCGAUGGACACUUUUACAACAGGAUUUAUGAAGCUGGGUCGGAAAACAACACGGCAGUUGUAGCAGUAGAAACUCACACGAUACACAAAAUUGAAGAAGGGAUUGAUGCAAGCACCAUAGAAGCAAAUGAGGAUAUGGAAAUUGCUUAUCCCAUAACUUGUGGGGAGAGCAAAGCCAUUCUCCUAUGGAAGAAGUUUGUAUGUCCUGGAAUAAAUGUGAAGUGUGUCAAGUUCAAUGAUCAGUUGAUCAGCCCCAAGCAUUUUGUUCAUCUGGCUGGAAAGUCUACCUUGAAGGACUGGAAGAGAGCCAUUCGUCUGGGUGGAAUCAUGCUCAGGAAAAUGAUGGACUCUGGACAGAUUGAUUUUUACCAACACGACAAAGUUUGCUCCAACACCUGCAGAAGCACCAAAUUUGAUCUUCUCAUCAGCAGUGCAAGAGCUCCAGUGCCAGGACAGCAGACAAGUGUGGUGCAGACACCCACUUCGGCUGAUGGUAGCGUCACACAGAUUGCCAUCUCAGAAGAGAGCAUGGAGGAGGCAGGGCUGGAGUGGAACUCUGCUCUCACCGCUGCAGUCACCAUGGCCACAGAGGAGGGUGUAAAGAAAGACUCAGAGGAAAUCUCAGAGGACACUUUGAUGUUCUGGAAAGGAAUAGCUGACGUGGGGCUGAUGGAAGAGGUUGUCUGCAACAUACAGAAGGAAAUAGAGGAGCUGCUCCGGGGAGUUCAGCAGCGGCUCAUCCAGGCUCCUUUCCAGGUCACAGAUGCCGCUGUUCUCAACAAUGUAGCACAUACAUUUGGCCUAAUGGACACAGUCAAGAAGGUUUUGGACAACAGAAGGAACCAAGUAGAGCAAGGGGAAGAGCAGUUUCUCUAUACUCUGACAGACUUGGAACGCCAGUUGGAAGAGCAGAAGAAGCAAGCUCAGGAUCACAGGCUGAAAUCCCAGACAGUCCAAAAUGUGGUGCUGAUGCCCGUGAGCACCCCUAAGCCUCCUAAACGGCCCCGGCUCCAGCGGCCAGCCUCUACCACCGUCCUGAGCCCCUCUCCUCCUGUCCAGCAGCCUCAGUUCACAGUCCUCUCACCCAUCACCAUCACGCCUGUGGGCCAAUCGUUUUCCAUGGGCAAUAUUCCAGUGGCCACUCUCAGCCAGGGCUCCAGUCCUGUGACUGUGCACACACUGCCUUCCGGCCCUCAGCUCUUCCGCUAUGCCACAGUGGUUUCCUCGGCCAAGAGCAACUCACCAGACACAGUGACCAUCCACCCUUCCUCGAGCUUGGCACUGCUGAGCUCCGCCACCAUGCAGGAUGGGAGUCCCCUGGGCAACAUGACCACCAUGGUGAGCCCUGUGGAGCUAGUGGCCAUGGAGUCUGGCCUGACCUCAGCAAUCCAGGCUGUUGAAAGCACUUCAGAGGAUGGGCAGACCAUCAUUGAGAUUGACCCAGCCCCAGACCCAGAGGCUGAUGAUACUGAGGGCAAAGCAGUCAUCUUGGAGACAGAGCUGAGGACUGAGGAAAAAGUGGUGGCUGAGAUGGAAGAACACCAGCAUCAAGUCCACAACGUGGAGAUUGUGGUCUUGGAGGAUUGACUGGGUAUCUAGGGGCCAGGAGAUAGGUUUUGGUUUGGAAUUUAAUUAUUUGUUUAUUUUUAUCAUUGUCCCAUUCAUUUCCACAUAGGAUCCUUCUUUUUUGUUGUUUAAAACAAAAUCUCAUUGUUGUAACUGAAAAUGUUGGGUUCCUUCUGCCCCCUCACUGAAAAAUGGACGCAACAAGCUACCCUUUCAGAAGCUGAGAGCAGAUCACUCUGUGUCCUAAUACCGAGAAAGUUAUUUCUUUUAGGGGAGCUGUCAAGUUAACUAGAAACUCUUCCAGGCUAGUCUGUCUGUGUCCGCAUGUAGUUUCAUUCUUUUAAGGAUGUGUUGACCAAACUCUGGAACACAGAUCUGACACUGGAAGGCAACCCACUUGCAUGUGGAUGCAGAAGGGCACUUUUAUUUUGUAUCCUGGAAGGGGCCCCCAGAGGCCAGAGCGAAACUCGGAAACAAAAGGAAGUUGAACUCUGCUUGGAAGGGAGGUGGCAUGCCAGCAGCCACUUGAGAGGGCAGGUGCUUUGAAGAAGAUGGGGCAAGGGGAUUUUCUUUCUUCCAGAGGUGCGACUGUGCCCCUGAGAUCUCUGAGGCUACCAUGGCUGUGACUCUGAGAGGAGGCCAGUGAUGAGUGGGAGAGCACAUCCCCACCGAGCCAGUGAGGCAGUGGCCUGUGGCUGUGGGGAAAGUAGAAGCUGGGUGACUUUGGUCUUCAUGGUGGUAGCCACCUUGCCCCUCACUUUGUCAAAGCACUUACCCUCCUGAACUAGGACCAGUCCAACCAUUGCACACUGUGACAUGGUGGAAGUUGCUCUGGGUCUGGGACUGUGACUGCCGUGGGAGUGUGGCCCAGGGCUGGCGUUUCUAUCGGGUGACUUCAGGAGCAGAGGCGUUCUUGUCCAGAUCAGCUGCCGUGGUUGCUGGGCCUUUAUUAUUAUUAUUGUUGUUGUUGUUGUUAUUAUUAUUUGGCUUUGGAACCAAAAGCAGCCACUCGUUUGGUGCUUCCUCUCGUUCUCCCCACCAUCCUUCAACUCCCAGCGGCAUCUGUCUCCUGGAUCCCACGCUUGUCAGCUUUUUGGCUGAUUUGGAGAGCAGUGACAGGUGCCUGCCUGCCUUCCUUCCCGUUUAGAUUUUUAUACCACAGAUGUUUCUGUGAGAUGUUGAGCUCAUAAAAAGCCGUAGGCUUGGCAGGGAAGACUCCACACCCCCUGCCUUUGCUGAGGCACCAACUAGCUGUCUCCUCCUGAGCGAGCUGGACUCCCUGGGAAAGAAGCAUUAUCUGCAACAUUAUAUUAUAGGAAAUGUACCAGGAAUGUCAGUAAUAAUGUCCUUGGGGGGCUUCUUUUGUUUUCUUUCUUUUUUAAAAAAAUGUUGUUUGUAUAUUUAGAGCUGGGCCAUUUUCCAUGCUGUGAUUCCUUCUCUUUGGCCCUCCUCAGCGUUUGGGGCAAGAGUGGACCCUGGUUUUUAUUUCUUUGGUUGCAUUGUUUACUGCACUAGGAAAAACAUAGGGAAACUGCAAAUGAUUUAAAGGAAGAAUAGGUCAUAAAAGGAAGCACACACUUUAGGAGUGGGAGGGGUUUUGUUUUUGUUUUUUAAUUAAAAGCAAAACUUUAACCUGG